Molecule: messenger RNA, 369 nt
Organism: Helobdella robusta
Lineage: Eukaryota; Metazoa; Annelida; Clitellata; Rhynchobdellida; Glossiphoniidae
Exons: 3
Coding region: 1-369 (122 amino acids)
Source: RefSeq, a predicted model, not a curated record
AUGACGAAAUUUUUGGUUGAAGGGUCAGUCUCUAAUUCAAUUGCGAAAGUUUCAAAAUCUAGACCUCCCAACUUGUUUAAAUCAUCUCUUGUCUUGAAGAAACCAUCUGGCAUUUCAGUGCAAGAUGGCAAGCGACCAGACGGUUGUACUCUUACUCCCUGGAGAGCUGGUAAAUGUUUGGCUUGGGAUGUUACGGUUCCUGGUACCUUGGCCGAGUGCUACGUUCACCUUACCAGCAAAGAAUGUGGUUUGGCUGCAAUCAGGAAAUUUCCUAAACCAAUUUUUAAAAUCUGUGUAAAAAAAAACUAUAAGGGAGAGAUUGGGCCAAAGUUUGCUGCAAUAGUUGUCUCCUCCCACACUGUUACCUAG